CAGCAAAAAAAAAAAAAGCGACGCCUGAGAGCGACGCUUGCAGCUGAUGUACGGCUGGCUCAAAAAUGGAGAGCGAGACCACUGUCAGGAGAAUAAAAGCCUUCGGGACACAGAAUUAUGUAGCUCAAGAUAACGACGGUUCCCGGGACCGGUGUGGGAACAACGGCUACAAUGGUGACCCGAAGAGGAAGCCCGAAGUGAGCCUGUACUUGCUGCGGGAAGGGCUGGCAGCUUCCCUGGUCUCUGUGUUUAUUUUGGUGCUGUGGGGACUCGUUCAUUACUCGCUACAGCAGCUCGUUAUUGGGAAGCCGACCGGCGAGUUCAACGCAGUGAGAGCUAGACGGCACUUGGAGCAGAUCACCAGCGUCGGCCCUCGGCCAGUGGGCAGCCCGGAGAAUGAAGUCCUGACAGUGGGCUACCUGUUGGAGCAGAUUGAGAAAAUCCGUGUUGAGACCGCAGCCGGCCCCCAUCAGCUCACGGUGGAUGUGCAGCGUCCCACCGGCUCUUUCUCCAUUGACUUUCUUGGAGGCUUCACCAGCUUCUAUGACCGUGUCACCAACAUUGCUGUGAGGCUGGAGCCUAAGGGCGGUGCGCAGCAUCUCAUGCUAGCCAACUGCCACUUUGACUCAGUGGCCAACAGUCCAGGUGCCAGUGAUGAUGCAGUGAGCUGUGCAGUGAUGCUGGAAGUCCUCCAUUCUCUGGCCAACCAGUCUACUCCUUUUCCUCAUGGAGUCAUCUUCCUCUUUAAUGGGGCAGAAGAAAAUAUCUUGCAGGCCAGUCACGGUUUCAUUACUCAGCAUCCCUGGGCCAAGCAGGUGCGAGCCUUUAUUAACUUGGAGGCUGCAGGUGUUGGAGGCAAGGAGGUGGUUUUUCAGACAGCUCCGAGGUCUGGUAACAGAAAGUCCGACGGUGUACAGGGGCUGAAAGAGAAGAGGGGCCAGCACUGUGCCCUGGGGGGCCAUCCAGUGCCUGCUGACCACAGUGUCAAACGUGUGUCCUUCAGCCCUGGACGUACUGUGGCCUAUGGCAGUGGACUCGGUGUACGCAUGCGUAGAGGAUGGCAGAUCCUCCACACCAACAUCGCUGGCUGGUACGACCGAACUGCCACGGCGGUCCUGCGGCCCAGUGCUUGUACCGUUUGGGGUCUGAGAGGCUUGAGAACGAGCCGCUCCGAACGUCUUCAUCAGGUGCUGAAUGAGUGCCACCGGUCGGAGUCCAUCUCAGCUCGCUGCGGCCUGUUUUCUUUCUUGGGAACCGGAACGACUGCAGGAUGUCUUCCAGAGGUGGAAUAA
Molecule: messenger RNA, 1292 nt
Organism: Morone saxatilis (striped sea-bass)
Lineage: Eukaryota; Metazoa; Chordata; Actinopteri; Moronidae
Product: endoplasmic reticulum metallopeptidase 1-like
Exons: 7
Coding region: 66-1292 (408 amino acids)
Biological process (GO): proteolysis
Molecular function (GO): metalloexopeptidase activity
Source: RefSeq, a predicted model, not a curated record